This is a messenger RNA of Porites evermanni, 7851 nucleotides long. The record is from the annotation of a GenBank genome assembly. Lineage: Eukaryota; Metazoa; Cnidaria; Anthozoa; Scleractinia; Poritidae.
GUAUGGAGACCUUACAAGGAGCUCCAGGCAGUGGUAGAGCGAUCACUGUACAAGAAAAGUCCUGAAGUCUAUCAUGAACUUGAGGUUUCCUUGAAAAAAUUUAAACCAGAUUUUAUCUCUUUACUGAAAAAUCCGGUAAGCUCUGUUCAGUUUGCAUUGGGUAAGACUCCAAAUUAAGCCUAGCUUGUCCAGGCGUUCAACCGUGCCUCACUACUGCGGAGCCUCGAUUUAACGAACCUUGGUAUAACGAACGAUUUUCCUUGAGCCCAGCCAAAAUUACACUAAAAAUAUGUAUGGAACAGAACCUCGAUUUAACGAAGUCCUCGUUAUAACGAACACAAUCCACGAGCGCAAACGUAAAAUUUACCUCGAUAUAGCGAAUAAAUGUCAGCAUGUGAUAAAAGAUGAAUGCCAAACAGACCAACAAGGAUAGAAUUUAUGUGUACAGUACAUGUGUAGCUUUAAGCAAUUUUGUUUGCCUGUUUUUGAGUUCCUAGUGCCGUAGCUAUGUAUAGCUCAGUAGAAAUGUUAUCACAGUAGUUUUUCAGAUCUAGAAAUGCUGGGUUUUAUAAAUUAAUUAUUAACUUUACCUCGAUAUUACGAACAUUUAAGUCAUUUUCCCGAAAAUUCGUUAAAUGGAAGUGUUCGAUAUAACAAACCCUCGAUGUAACGAACAAAUUUCCCCAGUCCCUCGGCACUUUGUUAAAUUAAGGUACCACUGUAUUUGAAUGCCUGGAAAAGGCUAAAUUAAGCCAAAAUAAAAGCCUUGUAACUGAACUGUACCAGCUUUGUAUACAUUCAAAUGACAGUUUCUACGAUAUAUAUAUGUCUGGUGAGGCACAACAUCUUGAAAAAAGUUAUUAAUGUAUUCAAAAUUUAAAAGCAAAAGUGGGAUUGUGGAGCAUGACAAGCCACAUUGUUAUGUAGAAGUCCCGUUUCUUUGUGCAGCAAACUAAAAUGACACAUCUGCAUGCAGGCUUGUGAAUGUCAACAAGACAAUAACACUUAAAACAAAAAAAUAGUAUGUCAGAAAACUGGGUUGCAAGACAGGAAGUGCCCUAAAGAUAGUAUCCUUUUGACAAGAUUUUGAAAACAACCGCUUAAAUUUAGACCAUGAAAAGGUCAUACAAAUUUCUUAGAGCUUUCACAAGUACAAACCUCGCAAUAGGAAAUUGAAGUAGCAGGCUAAAAAGGAAACGACUUUGUUUAUCUCUGAACACUAGGUGAAAAAUGCAGACCAUAGAGAACAGUUGAAAAAAGCACCAACCACUGGCCUUCAACUGGCUGGUGAUACCGAGAAACAAAAGCUCCCUGAGCAGUUUGUGCAAGAAUCUCUCAUACUCAGUGAUAUCCUUGAACUGAACGAGUUUGUUUGUGCGGAUUUGCUUCUCGCUGGUGAGCAGCAGCAACCCAAUUUUCCUGGUCUAACAAGAGGACUUGUAGCAGUGCUCUUGUAUCAUGAUGGACGGAGGUGUCUAGCCAGUGCUUUGAGAACAUUGAUCCAGUCACGUGAGGGAAUGACAUGGACACUUGGUCUAUAUGAGGACUUAAUGCAGUUGGUUACAAAAUUUACGGAUGAGCUCUUGAAACAAGGUAGUAUCAGUCUAUUAAGGAUGGUUUUCACCAACAAUAGAAUCAGAGUUGGAGCCAUAAUCCAUUGUAACAGAGUCAUUAGAGCAAUAUCAUAAAUGUAAAAAAUGGAGUCAAGAUGCAUUCCUCUGGGAUGAUCAGGAUCAGUGAGGUCACUUUAUACAGAUCGUCCCAAUGGAAUGCACCCAUAAGCUUGACAGUAUCAAAGUCAUGAGAAUCAGAACACAAUCCAUUUUCUUCUGACUCUACUUAUGACUUUGCCACUCAUGACCUAAUAAAAAUGAGAUCAUUGGAUGCAAAAGCAGAUUGAAGGGUAAUCUGGUCAUAAUGCUUGUUCUUAAAGUUUUUUGUUGAUUUAGUUCUUCCACCUCUGCCUUCAACACUGUUUUCACAAGUCAAAGAACAUGUCACCAAACUCCCUUCUUCUCAUUAUGACUACCUGUCUUUACUCAAUCCAACCAAAGUAUCUCCUUACUGAAAAGUUAGCAAUACGUUAAUGAAUAUGAACACAUUAUACAUAAUUACACCUACAUCUUAUAAGUUGAGCAUCAUGGAAAAUAUUGCCAGAAAAUGAUUCUUAGCUUUUGGUACUGGUAAGCUCCACUGUGAAACAACAUCUAAAAACUAUACAUUGGGAACAAUUUUGUUCCUGCAAAUAUAAUAUUAUUACUGUCUUGCACCUGUUCAUUAUCUUUGCUUUAUCUUGUCUUCUAGGAUUAACAACAACAAUUCUUCAACAACUUGAUCAGCUUGAUGUUCAAAAAGAACUUGAUAAGCUUGAAAGAGGACAAGCAAUAGGAGAUGAACGUCACAAACAGCAACUAAUAGACUUCAUUACAGAUCAAAGACAGCUUUUAGCAGAAUGUCUCUUCUGCUUUGCUUGUCAAUCACCUCUCCCAAGAAGUGACUGUCUUCAACUAUUGUCCUUUCUUAAGAAGUGUCCAUCCACUGAGGCAGAUGGGACACUGGACAGUGUCACUCUUACUUUGUUGAUGACUAUGUUGUAUUGUUUAAAUGUCGAUCCUCUUGAUGAAGCAGCAGAAAUGCAAUCUUCUUUUCGAGGUGAGGAGUACUACAUUAUUCUUGUUCUUUUCUUCGUGCUUUAUCUUCCAGGUGCAGGGUUGUCAAAAGUAGCUGGCUGCCGGCGAAAAUCGCCGCCUACUUGAUUGGUAUCGGCCAGCUACUCUGCUUCACAUCUCUUUACAGAUGGCAUUUUUUAAAUAAAAUAUCCCUGGACUGGCUGCUUACUUUGACAACUCAUCCGUCUACUUCAAAACUUUCUGACAACCCUGCAGGUGUAGCAUGAUUUAAUUCAAGACAGAAAUCUUUUGUUCAUGCUGUGUGUGACUACAAAACUGAGCACAUUACUCAGUUUAUUGCUGCACUUUUCGAUAACACAAACUCUGAAACUUAAAAUUCAGCUUAUAAUAAAUAGCAUUUUUCGCCACUGUCAAUCAUAAUUACAAUCACAAGCAACCGACUUUGAAUCACAGAAACACACAAAACAUAGCCUGCGAGCAAGCUCUCCUAUUUGAGCAAGAGAAGCGAGCCUCGGGAGAAUGCGCGAGCGAGGGGCUGAGGAAAGGAGAGCUUGCAACGAUCUCUUAUAAAUAUUCAUUUCCACCCCGGAAACCCCAGGACUCCGCAAAGCAUGAAAACUGUCACCGCAAACGUGCUGCAGAUUAGAAAAGUGACAACUGCCUGUCAAGUAAGUUUAGACAGCCGAGGGCGCGUAGAAUUAUUUAUUUAUAAAUCGCUUUCGCAACAGCAUCAAGGCAAUGUUUUUAAUGACUGAUAUGUUUUUCUUUUUCACGGGGACAUCGAACUUCAACGUGUCCGCUCGGAUAAGAACUCACUACUUUGAUUCUCGUUUCGUUUACUUUUGAAAAGUCGUCCAUACUGUAGUGUAGAAGACUACUCCCCACCGCAAUCACCAACACAAACAUCAUAUAUUUGUCCGUCUGGAACUGGAGAAUAGCGUUUUCCUGCACUCGGUUCUCUUAAGGUUUACUCCAGUUGCUUCCAACUCUUUCUCUUUUCCUUCUUUACGGUCAAGCUACACAGCUACACUGUCAAGUACAUGUUUCUGAAUUUUUCUACCCAGCAGAAUUCAAUCGGGCGAAGAAACCGAUGUUGGAAGACAGCGCUUUAAUCACUCUUCACUUUCACUCUUCCGGUUUUCAGAACUAAACAAGGUGCUUGACACAAAUGAAUAUAACUGAUGAAGGGUUUUCAUUGUCCUUCCACAAGAACUACAAACUCGGUCCGACUUAUUCUCGGCACGCUAUAUUCUCUUUGCGACAAUUACAUCAAACGAGCCCGUCUGCAUUGAGGGCUGAAAUAAGUUCUUUCUGUACCAAUCCCCCUGAGAACCAAAUUUGACACACAGACGAAGCGGGUGCCAGCUUGGCCUGUUAUCAAUCAACUUUGAUUUCCGGAACUUCAUUUUUCAGCCAAUGGUAUUUCCCUUCGUCUGGGCGAAGUACAAAUGAAAAUUUGUAAGGGAUCGUUGCAAGCUCUCCUUUCCUCUGCCCCUUGCGGCUUCGCCGCUCGCUCGCAUGUUCUCGCGAGACCUGUUUCACUUGCCCAAACAGAAGAGCUUGCUCGCAGGCUACACAAAACAGAUCAAAGUCCACUGAUACCAAAUCACAAACCAUGACCUUUUGAACUCUUAAAGUAAACAAUUGUUUCCCAAGAGGUCUGCUAAGAUGACUGACAGCAGCUGUUAGUUGGCUUUUAAAGUUCAGAAUGCCAGUAUUUUUGAAAAGUGUAGUUAUUAUAGAUUUAAGAAAGUGACUUGGGCAAUUGAUUUUGUAAGCUAGUGUUUUCUCUUUUGAGUAGUUUCGUAAGUCAUUACUCAAUUUGUACAAACUCUGUUGGUAUCUACAAUCAUCUAUGAUACCUGGUGAAAUCUGCUAACUAGUGUAUAUUGAACAUUUUUUUACAGAGGAAAAUUUUCCAUUGUUGUCAGACCACAGUUUUAUUCCAGAGUUUCAUCAGGAAAUCAUUCAGGAAGGCACUUGGGAAAAUCCAGGGUUGUGCGCGUGCAUCCAGUUUGCUUGGGCAUUAGUACUCCGAUCUUGCAGCCAGUGGCCAAAUCUUGUUGGGGCUGUUGAAGUCCUUGAGGAAGAUGAAGGAGUUCUGGAUCUUGCUGUGGAUGAAAAUGUGUUUGGUUUUCUUCGGUACUGUGUUCUAGGAGCAAGUAAUUUUCACCAAGAGGUAUUUGUAGAUCCCAGUUCUACCACCCUUCAUUGAAUGAUACUGCUUUACCGCUGCUAGGGAUUUUUAUGGAAAUGAAGGCCAGAUUCGUUUUAUUUUAAUUGUUUAUAUAUUUUAGCUUACUAUACUUAUUAGAUUGUAAAUAGUUGUGUAUUUCAUGAGGGCCACAAGUUUAUUAGCCUUUGGCUAUUAAGUGCUACCCUCUUUAAAUAAAGGCUUUAUCAUUAUUAUUAUUAUUUAUAUUAUUCUUUGGAAUGUACUGGUACUUGCCAUUAAAAUGUUUAACAGUGCCGUUCCUUGAAGACGCUUUUGGAAAUUAUAGAUUGAAGUGUAUAUGACAAGAUUUUUUUAAUUUGCUCGGUGGACUCUACACACUGUCCUUCUGGUGGGGUACAAAAACAUGCAACUGAAAAUAGGAGACUGGGAAUGUUUGUGACCUCAUGUCAGUUAGGUCAUUCUGUUUCAUGGCAAGCAAAUUUUCCUCUUAUUUAUUUCUCUCUGCAAAACAGAAUAUCCUGAAAUGAUAUCACAAUCGUUGCCAGUCUCCUGUUUACAUUCUCACAGUUUUGUACCCCACCAGAAGUGAAAUUUCAUGUUUUUGGUACUUCAAAAGACAGCAAACAAAAAAUUAUGUCAUAUACAGUCACUUUUAUUUAAAGCACUUUUUGAUUCAAACAGUACCAGUGGACUCACCAAAAUUAAAGGCUACACUGGAGGCAAAUUUUCUAAAUAUUUACCUUUGUUAAUAAUCUUAUUCUUAGGAUCACCUAAAUAAUAAACAAAAAUUUAAUGUGCUUUCUGACUUUGCCAAGGUUUCCAAGAGCAAAAACUACAGUUUUCAAGAUGAUAAGUUGUAUUUAUGAAAGUAAAAUAAUGUAAUCUUUUUUUCAGGAGUACUUUGUUCAAAGAUUACACUCCUUAGUAACAGGCUUCGUUGUUAAGAUGCCAUUGAAGGUAUGGCUUUUGUCAGAUUUCUUACCACAAAUCCUCUUCAUUCUCCCCAAGACACAAUAUUAUUGUAAGUUUAAAGUUGUUUGUCUCUUUACAAACACAUAGGUCAAGGAGCUACGUAACCAUGGUGAUGAAGCUGCGCGGAUCCUUCAAGCACACAAACUAGAUGGUGUAGAACCACCUGCUGGUCUGCCGAGACACUUUGAAGACUUCAUGAGAAUGGUUUGUGGGAAAAUCAUGUAAAAAAUAUAAAAUUAAUAAUCGUUAGUCCUCCUACUGACUCAUUUUAGUACAGCUUUAAACUACAUUUUAAUGGUUUUUUGUCAUUGAGGUUAUCGUUAGUAGACGUUUUUAUCUAUUAUUUCAAUUCAUGUCAACUAAUAAUACUAAUAAAAAGUAAUAACAAUAAUAACAAGAACAUUAACAAAAAAAGAGCCAUUGGGGUUGUGCAAAAGAGCCAGAAACCCCAUACAUUAUGUGUCUGGAGCGGUUUUUUUUAUCAUUUGCAUUUUUGUUCAUGUACACGGUUACUUUGAUUCUUGGUUUUCCUUGUUCCCUAGCCCUGGGAUACAAAGGAAGUUGAGAAUCAACCUAGGUUAAGAAGUUUUAACUUGAAUUCAAAUUUGACCUCUAAUGCAUAUACAAGUAUUCUGAGAACUGUACAACUUGAAGACUGAUGUAUAGAAAAAUACAAGUAGUUGUUAGAGGAUAUGGAAUGAGAGUAUAGCCAGGGAAAAUACAAGAUGAAAGUUGCAGAGAAUUCUCAUAAGAAAGUUUUUUUAGGUGCAGACAAGGCCAAAUGAUCUUUUUUUUUCUGCAGAUUGGAGAGCUGUAUGAUGAUGAUCCAUCAGGCCUUGAACUUGCUACAGAAUUCUGGUGUCCUACAGACACAAGCUUGUCAGCUCCCUUUUCGCCUUACAGUUCCUCUAGAAUUUCACCAGCCGUAAGGCAGCGUGCUUCACAGAAACAGGUAGUUAUUUACGAUGGCUGAAGGCCAGCGACAAGUUGUUGAAAAUGAAGAAAUCAUGAUUAAACUUUGCUUUAAGGUGAAUUAACCAGAUAGUCUGACAGUGGUCAGCAGUGUUAACUCAGGUGUGAAGAGGUCAUUGAAGUCAAGGGAACAUUCUGUCGCUAAAUUCGAUUUGUAAGAACUCUUUGGAUCUUUAAUCCUAUACUCCCAGUGUCCUUUGCCAAGAGGUAUUAAAAAACAUAGUUACAUAUUUUGAGUCUGUGGAUGAAAUCCUUUGAUGUGACCAUUUAUGUUGCUCUCUUAUCAUAGUGAUGGUUCCAUUGUUAUACAAUCAAAUGUGGGAAAUCUUGACUUGGACUUUCAUUUUUGCCUCGUCUGGAAGUGAAAGAUCAAAAGAACCUCUCCUGAGGACAACAUUAAUUUUUUUACACAUCUUUUUAAGUACUGCAGUUGUCUGUACUAAUUUUCUGGUUUUUCAUUGUGAUGGCUUUCACUUGCAAUUUAUUUGAAGCAGAAAAAUUCAGUCUACUCAAAAGUAAGUUACCAUGCCAGUCGCAUCUCGGUUCCUGGUGUAAGUAUCAGUGAAGCUGGAAUUUUUGGCAUACAUUUUCUAUGACCCAUCCUGUGUUAAACCAACUAAUUUUGCUUAACAUUAUCUUGGAGACAGAAACAAAUGGGUGUUAGGAUUUUGGAUAAUUUUAAAGUUUCCUCGAGCUUGUCAUCAGCAUGGUAUUUAAAUGGAAUUUUUGAGUUUUUGGAUAAUGUUAUAGCGAUAGAUAUUUGACCUUUUGGUUGCUGAAACAUGAAAACUGCUUGUGGUGUCAUUGAGUUUGUGAAUGAACACACCCCUACAGAAGAAACAAAAAUUCCAUAACUCGUAUGUAUGACGUAUCUUUGCUUAGGUUAGUCUCAACAAGUUUCUUCGCUUGGCUGGAGAUCUUUUGCCGCCUUCACUGUUUGUACCAUAUAUGGAGAUGUUAACAGGCCUCUCAAACAGCCCUCAAGCUGCUCAUUACUGCUUUAACCUCCUCAAAUCCACGGCAAAUGGACCUGUAUCUUGGGAUCACUUCUUUGCUUCUAUAAAACAGUAUUACAUGGAUCUAAGACAGGAUGGUGCACAU